This is a messenger RNA of Trichomycterus rosablanca, 1507 nucleotides long. RefSeq names its product calmodulin 2a (phosphorylase kinase, delta) (gene calm2a). Bases 97 to 546 code for a protein of 149 amino acids. Gene Ontology annotation, molecular function: calcium ion binding; enzyme regulator activity. The transcript is spliced from 6 exons. The record is from RefSeq and is a predicted model, not a curated record. Lineage: Eukaryota; Metazoa; Chordata; Actinopteri; Siluriformes; Trichomycteridae.
CAUUAAAGGCGCGUCAGGCUGUCUUUUAUUGCAUCCUGUUUGUUUGCCAGCUGUGGACUGUAACUCUUGUGGAAAUAGAUUUGCUAAACUAGAAAAAUGGCUGACCAGCUGACAGAGGAGCAGAUUGCCGAAUUUAAAGAGGCAUUCUCACUCUUUGACAAGGAUGGAGAUGGCACCAUUACAACCAAAGAGCUGGGCACUGUCAUGCGCUCUCUUGGCCAGAACCCAACAGAGGCUGAGCUGCAGGACAUGAUCAAUGAAGUGGAUGCUGAUGGCAAUGGAACGAUAGACUUUCCUGAGUUCUUAACCAUGAUGGCUAGAAAGAUGAAAGACACAGACAGUGAGGAGGAGAUCAGAGAAGCAUUCCGUGUCUUUGAUAAGGACGGGAAUGGUUAUAUCAGUGCUGCUGAGCUCCGUCAUGUGAUGACAAACCUCGGAGAGAAGCUGACUGAUGAGGAGGUUGACGAGAUGAUCAGAGAAGCAGACAUUGAUGGUGAUGGUCAGGUGAACUACGAAGAGUUUGUACAGAUGAUGACGGCAAAGUGAAAGCCUUGUACAGAUCCCCUCUCUCUCUUUCUCUCUCUUAUAAAUAAUUUGCCUUUUUUCCUUUUAAUUUAUCUGUAAAACGUUAAGUCCCCCCCCCUCUUCCUCCCAGCUGUCCAAAGGAACUGCAUGUAAACUGCAUAGGAUCUAACUCCUCAUGUCCCUUUCUUUUGCUGUCAUCGUGUUUUUUGGAGUGACGGUGCGGUUACACGAUCAGGUGCUUGUUGCGGCGAUACGGGGGCAGUGGCGCGCAAAAACCCUGCACGUCACGUCUGCCUGCCCCCCACCCGAUGCGUAGCAAGAGCGGAGACCUGCCAGCUGGCUUGCCACUUGGCAACAACGUUGGUAGGGCAACAAUGUAGAGGAGUAACUCUGCAUGGACUAUGGACUAAGUAUAUAAUAUAUAUGAAAUUUAUCAGCAUUGCACUACUGCAAAAGAAAAAAAAGAAAAAAAAUGAAUAAAAAAAAGACACGGGUGUAUCUUCUAGAUACUCGUACAUAAACUCUUUUUGUAUCUGCUGUUCUGUACCAGAGAACUUGUUUGAAUCUUAUUAUGCUUUUUCAUGUUUUCUUCACUUUCUUUUUUCUUUUUUGUUUUUCCUUCAUUUUUUUUAAACGGCUUAACGUCAUUGUCAUAAUUCAUUCCAAGUUGUAUAUUUUUGUUUUCCAAUAAAAUUUACAACCCAGAAUUGAGAAGGUUUCCUUGUUUAAGCCCCUGAGAAUGCGAAAGCUCUUCAGUAUGUUGACCGUUAUGCAUCCCUGAGCUGAUUUUUAGUGGUUUUGAUCCACUUACAUCAAUCAGAAUGUUUACAAUUAUUGUAGUAGGAAUUGUUCAUUUGUAAAUCCUCAUAAAAUGUUAUCUAAGUCAACUGGUUGAAUUACUAUGUGUAAUCACAGGAUAGGAUGAGGGGUUUCACCUUGUCAAAGCAAAAUAAACAUUCAUUAAAGUACUCUUGAAUGACAA